Messenger RNA from Mandrillus leucophaeus (drill), 2297 nucleotides. It is a transcript of the gene PP2D1, whose product is annotated as protein phosphatase 2C-like domain containing 1. Gene Ontology annotation, molecular function: protein serine/threonine phosphatase activity. Bases 246 to 2141 code for a protein of 631 amino acids. Gene Ontology annotation, biological process: protein dephosphorylation. The transcript has 3 exons. The record is from RefSeq and is a predicted model, not a curated record. NCBI's taxonomy places the organism in Eukaryota, Metazoa, Chordata, Mammalia, Primates, Cercopithecidae.
UGCUUCACAGUCCUUCUGAAUCAUAAAGUGAGUUCUGACUGAGGUUCCAGGUGAUGUAGUAAACAUUCCACACAGGGAGCUCUACCAUCAAGUCAGGGGAACGCACACCACCGCUCUCAUCACUAUCCCCACUACUUCUGCCACGGCCAUCACGUUCACCUCUACCUCCACCAUCACUACUCAAGUUGGAGAAAUAGAGGGAAAGGGGAUAAAGGGAGGGCAAAGGAAGGUAAUUCCAAAGGAACAUGAGCGCCAAUAAUGCUUUAAGGGUGUUUUGGAAAUCAAGAGAAUGGAAUAUGAAAACAUCAACAUUUGAUUCAUAUGUGGAUAUUUCACUUUUACCCAAAAGAAAACGUUUUAGAAAGAAAAAGCCAAGACCAGUGAGACACACCAAACGCCAUGAAGAGGAGCAGGUCUAUGAGCAAGCGACCACAUUACCCUGUUCCAUAUGCAAGCACGAAAUUGACUUAACUGGUAUUUUUCUCCAUAAGAAGCAACAUGUAGCUCUGGCCACGCUGGGUUUCCAGUGGAUGGGUGGAAAGAAACCACAGCCCUCAGUGAUUACUGUUCAGAGACAGUUCAUGAUUUCUAAACUAUUGUCAUCUUUUAUGUUCACUGAAAAAACCCUACAGAGCAUUAAUAAUGCUUUUGAGCUGCUUUGGAAAAAAAAAAUACCAGCAUACUAUAAGAUUUUUGAUAACAUUGACAGGAGUGUCAUAUAUUCUCAAAAAAUACGUCAUCUAUUAAUUAAAGGAGUGGGCAUUUGUGAAGACAGGAAUUCUACAUGGAAAGCUGACAUGAAUGAUAAAUUCACUGUAGUGAGUAAUUUUGGUAAUAAACCUAAUGUGUGUUUUUUCGGUUUGUUCGAUGGACAUCAUGGUGCCUCAGCGGCAGAGUUGACAUCCAUGGAACUCCCAGUUUUACUCCUCCAUCAGCUUUCCAAAUUUGAUCCUUCUUACCAAAUGACAACUGAUGAGCAACAAAUAAUCAAUUCCUUUUACACUGUGUUUAGAGAAGAAUACACAGCAAUAGAAGAUCUCUUUUCUGCCAUAAACAAAACAGAAGCAGUGAGGCGUGAGUAUGAGGACAUACACAAAGCCUUUGCAAAAGCAUUUUGGAGAAUGGAUAGGCUUUUACGUCUUGGAAGAAAAGAAGUGUCUAGGGUUCAAUGGAGUGGCUGCUCUGCAGUUACUUGUAUAUUGGAAGGCAAACCUAAAAGUCCUUAUGUUCAUAAAAAUUGGAAAAGAAGAAACAACCAUGAUGGAUCGGCAGAGAGCUCCACUUCCCAGGAGAUGCCACAAAUAUUUCCUGGAAUAUUACAUGUUGCAAACACUGGUAAUGUGCAAGCAGUCUUGUGCAGAAAUGGGAAAGGUUUUUGCCUAACCAAAGAACAUACUACACGAAACACAAACGAAAGAAGAAGACUACUUCAGAAUGGAACAGUCAUUAGUUCAAAUGAACCAUACGGGCUUGUAGAAGGGCAAGUAAAAACUACACGAGGACUUGGAUUUCAUGGAAAUCUCAAGCUGAAAAAGUCCAUUAUCCCAGCACCUCAAACUAUUUCUGUCCCUAUAGAUGACCUAUGUCAAUUCCUUAUUUUAGCUACUAAGGGACUUUGGGAAGUUUUGGAUAAAGAGGAAGUCACUGCCCUGGCAAUGACAACAUUUCACAUGUAUAAAGAAACAUACUGUUCUAUCAUACCUAAAAAAUCUUCACCAUCCAAAGGGCCUCUGCUUUUUUCAACCAUUGAACCAAACCUUACUAAAUCACAAAGUAAUAUCCACGUAUUGUUUCAGUAUAAAUCUGUAUCUGAAGGAUGUGUGUCAACUACAGAUUCCAAAGAAAAUUUGUCCGAUUCAAACUAUUCUAAAUACUGCAUUUAUAACCCUGAGAAUGUAGAAACAUUUCCAGCAGAAACGACUCAUCAUAAAUCUUGCAGUGAAAAAGUAACUGACAGACCAACUAGUGUCAAUGGUGUGGCAACAAAUGAAAAAGAAUCAGGCACUAAGAGUUUCUAUGAAGGUGCAGCUGAGUACGUUAGCCGUGAACUUGUAAAUGCUGCUUUACUGGCUGGCUCCAGAGACAACAUUACAGUUAUGGUAAUAUUUCUCAAUGGAAGUGAGUAUCAGCUUCUGACAUAAAAAAUAAAAGUUCCAAUUAUCCAGAGCACCAAAAUAUAAUACCAUAAAGCAAUUCUUCAAUGAUCCAGAUAUUAGGACGAUUCAUCAAUAACAUGCAAUUUUAUGAACACAGUAAAGAAAAUAUAAAAGCGGAUAUUAGGUCAUAUAAUUUAUAUA